Aspergillus ruber CBS 135680 is the source of this 1901-nucleotide messenger RNA. RefSeq names its product general amidase GmdA. Lineage: Eukaryota; Fungi; Ascomycota; Eurotiomycetes; Eurotiales; Aspergillaceae. The transcript has 5 exons. The coding region runs from base 13 to 1662 and encodes 549 amino acids. The record is from RefSeq and is a predicted model, not a curated record.
CGAUCCUUCAAAAUGACGAAACCCUGGCAGCAACGAGCAGAAGCCAAACGCUGCGCCAUUAUUGAAUCAAUUCCUCAAAAAUGGCGACUUCUUGUGGACUCAAUCCCCACCGCAGACGAGCAGCCUGAUAUCACCGGCCCGUAUCUGCAUCAAUUCUUAGAGCAAAGAGAAAUUGAAAUCACGGAAUGUGACGCAACAGUGAUAAUCCAGAAGACGACGUCUGGAGAGUGGUCUGCGGUGGAAGUUACUGAGGCGUUUUGUCACCGGGCUGCGCUGGCGCAUCAAUAUCUCAAUUGUCUUCACGAGUUCUUCCCAGAAGCAGCCCUAGAAGACGCAAACCGUCUCGACGCCCAUUUCAAAGUCCACCAGAAACCAACCGGCCCCCUCCAUGGUCUCCCCAUCAGCCUAAAAGACCAAUUCAACAUCAAAAACACCUCAACAACAAUGGGUUACAUCAGCCACAUUGACCAGCCCCCCACCACCGAAAGCGAACUCGUCCUCCUCCUCCGCUCCCUCGGCGCAGUCCUCUACUGCAAAACCAGCGUCCCCACGGGCCUAAUGUCCGGCGAAACAGCCAACAACAUUAUUGGGUAUACCUGGAAUCCUCGAAACCGGCAUUUAUCGUCCGGUGGUAGUUCUGGCGGCGAGGGCGCGUUGCUUGCGCUGAAGGGCUCGCCGUUGGGUUUUGGGACGGAUAUCGGGGGUAGUAUUCGAGUUCCUGCUGCGUUUAAUGGGAUCUAUGGGUUGCGGACUUCUGUGGGGAGGAUCCCGUAUGAGGGAGCGGAGAAUUCGAUGGAUGGGCAGAAUACAGUGCCUUCUGUUGUUGGGCCUAUGGCGGGGAGUGUUGGGGCGGUUAGGCUUGCGAUGAAAAGUGUGUUGGGGAUGGAGCCGUGGGUGUAUGAUCCGGGUAGUUUGCCGAUUCCGUGGAGGGGAGAGGUUGAGGAGAGGAUUAAGGGGUUGCUUUGUGGGGAGGCGAAGGGGAAGAUGGCGUUUGGGAUGUUUGAGGAUGAUGGGAUUAUGAAACCGCAUCCGCCGAUUUUGAGGGCUGUUAGGUUGGUUAGGGAGGUUCUGGUUACGCUUGGCCACGAGGUUAUUGACUGGAAACCCCCGUCCCACGCUGAAGGAUGUUCCCUCGUGUACGACGCCUACACCCUCGACGCCGGCCAUGACAUAAACACCCAACUAGCCGCCUCCGGCGAAACCCCAGUCCCCCAACUGGCGUGGAUCCUCAACCUCCCUAGCAAGACCCCAAAAAACGCCUCUGAGAUCUUCGCCCUCAACGUCUCCAAACGUCGCUGGCAAAAAGUUUACAUGGAUUACUGGAAUAGUACCGCUAGUCGAACAACAACGGGAAGACCGGUUGAUGCGCUCAUUUGCCCGACGACUAUUAUGGCAGCUGCGCUGCCAGGGAAGCAUGUGCAUCCGGGAUCGACGACUUUUGUGAAUAUGUUGGAUUACUCAACUGUUACUUUGCCAGUUACGCAUGUGGAUGAGAGUGUUGAUGGGGUAGAGGCUGAGGGGUAUGAUGUCCGAGAUUAUGAAGGUGCGCCUGUUGGGUUGCAGUUGAUUGGACGGCAGUAUGAGGAGGAGAAGAUUCUUGUUCUUGCUGAGUAUAUAAGCGCUGCUUUACGAGGCGAGGAUGCUAAUAGCGGACAUUGGUGAACCGAAGAAGGGACAUGGUCCAUAAGGCUCAGAGAAUAGAGGAAACAUUCAAAACGUGCUGGGGAAACCUUCAAACCGUGACCAAUGUGCUUCGGGACAACACAGUGUAGGGCUGGGAUUCCUUGAGAAACGAAGUUGGUGAAGGAAGGCUCACUUGGGUUUGGGAUUGUGAAGAGGACAAGUCUCUGAUCAUUGUCGUUUUUUCCCAAGGCACAAUCUCGCGUGUCCUAUACCUCCGC